Messenger RNA from Megalops cyprinoides (Indo-Pacific tarpon), 1981 nucleotides. It is a transcript of the gene asb3, whose product is annotated as ankyrin repeat and SOCS box containing 3. The transcript is spliced from 10 exons. Lineage: Eukaryota; Metazoa; Chordata; Actinopteri; Elopiformes; Megalopidae. Gene Ontology annotation, molecular function: protein binding. Gene Ontology annotation, biological process: intracellular signal transduction. The coding region runs from base 178 to 1926 and encodes 582 amino acids. The record is from RefSeq and is a predicted model, not a curated record.
AUCAAUAAACGCACAGAACUCAAAAGACGGAGUUGGGGUAUAAACCUUUUUUGUUGUUUGCAGUUAGCACUUCAGCCUCCUGCACAGCAAUUCAUGCAAAGUACUUACGAAGGCAAAGGAUUUGUCUGUAUGGUAUUGGCAGUAGUUAACUGAUAUAGUUGGCAAACCCCAUAAUAUAUGAAAGAUGAAGUAGCUUGGAGGUUCGAGUGCGCCUGGAACAUUAUCUUCAUUUUUCUCUUAUGUAGCCACAGAAGAAGCGGAUGGAUGGAUUUCCAGGAGUGCUACCAACACACGUGCUCGGCGGUGGCGCUGGCGGCGCGCGAGGGCAAGCACCGGCUCGUGAGCAAGCUGAUCCAUAGGGGCUACAGCGCUGACGUCAGCGACAACCGCGGGUGGAACCCCCUGCACGAGGCCGCCUUCCACGGCUCCUACGCCUGCAUGCGCGUGCUGAUAAGAUCCGCGCGGUCCUGCUGCAGGGGCCGGGAUUAUGUGAACUCCCUAACGCACGACUCGGCCACGCCCCUGUUCCUGGCGGCCAAGCAGGGUCACCGGCGCAUCGUCAGGGCACUGCUCAAUGCCGGCGCUGACGUCAACCGCGUCACCGACGACGAGGCCAGCCCGCUCUUCACAGCGGUGGACGGUGGCCACACUGAGGUGGUGAAGCUGCUGGUCAGCAGUGGGUCAGAGGUCAACAGGUCACACUCUGCAUCUGGCUGGAGCUGUCUGCACCAGGCUGCUUUCAAGGGCCAUGCUGAGAUUGUGCAGUUCCUGGUGGGUGUGGCCGACAUCAACAGCACGGACGACUUUGAGAUCACGCCGCUGUUCGUGGCGGCACAGUACGGGCAGCGGCAGUGUCUGGAGAUCCUCGCUGAUGCAGGCGCGGCCGUGAACUGUCAGUCACACGACCUGGCCACGCCACUGCUGAUUGCGUCGCAGGAAGGUCACCUGGGCUGCGUGGAGGCGCUGCUGGAGCGUAGCGCUGACCCCAACCUCUACUGCAACGAGGACAAGUGGCAGCUGCCCGUCCACGCCGCCGCCGAGUUCGGCCACGUCAGUAUCCUGGAGCGGCUGCUCUCUGUGACGGACCGUGCGUGUGACCGCAGCCCGGGGAAGGUCAGCCCGGUUUACUCUGCGGUUUUGGGGGGUCAGACAGAGAGCCUGAGGGUUUUACUCAGGGAGGGGUUCAGCCCUGAUGCCCAGAACUGCGAGUCCUUCGGCUAUUCCUGCCCUCUAGAGGCCACGUUCUGGCCCCCCGCUGCGAGGUACGAGACAACAUUCACGGACUGUCCUAAAACACUGAUCGCUCAUGUAGAGACCAGGUGUGGGAUCCUGGAGCUGGUGCAGGUGCUGUUGAGGGCGGGGGCGCAGGUGGGCGGGGCUCUGUACCGCAGGUGCCUGCAGGCAGACCUCCCCCACCUGCUGGAGCCCCUCCUGGCUCGGGACGGCCUGCCCUCAGGGGAACACCUGUCCAGGCUGGUCCGGACGGGGCUGGAUCAUGUUCACAGCGCAGGGGUGUGGCUUCCCCUGCUGUUACAGGCCGGGAUGAACCCUGAGCACUUCCUUCAGGAUGCCCUGUUUGAGGGAACAGAGUGCCAUGUUCUCCAUUUCCUGCUGGAGUUCACUAAUUGGAAGAUGCUGUCCCCAUCGCUGCAGGAAAUCCUGUCCCGUCGUCGAGCGGAGUCCACCUGGAAACAGUGUGACCUGUUCGACUCCCCACCGCCGCUUGGCCACCUGUGCCGCCUAGCGAUCAGGGGCGUGGUCGGCACCGAGGCUCUGGCCAGCCGGGCCUUCAUGCGCCAGCUCCCUGUGCCCCCCGUCCUGCAGGACUACCUCCGCUUCGACGACGUCUUCAGGGCCCACCGCCUCCCCCAACAGUGCCCCCCGGAGGAGAGAGACAGCCGGGGAGACGGCCCCGACCGCCUGUGACGUACCUGCAGGAACACCGCCCCCGUGUGGAAUAACAGCCCCAUACCUGCAGACA